GAAACGGGACGUCUGAGUCAAUAUUCCACCUUUUCAGGAUAGUGUAAUUUGAAGAAAUCCAAAUCAAUACCACGACAGAUCAAGAUGCCCAACAGCCAGGCACAACAGAAGAUUCGGUGGUGUCGCCAAAAUCAGCCACAACAACCCGAACCACAAAAACUUUUGCAGCGAUCACCGGAACGGCGACCGUCGGUCACCGGGGAGAAAAGUUUGGAGUACGCUAGGGAUUUGGAAUGCGACAAGUGCGCGCGGAUGUUCCCGACCAAGAGGUUCAUGGCCCAGCACUUGGCGCUGGACAAGCGCAAAUGCCAAAUGUGCUGCAAACGGUUCCGACACGUUAGCAACCUGGUGAACCACGUGCGCGUGCACACGGGCGAAAAGCCGUACACGUGCGCGGUGUGUCGCAGGUCGUUCGCACAGGUGGGUAACUUGCGCACCCACGUCCGCGGUGUCCACUCCGGCCACACGCCGUUCGCGUGCGACGUCUGCGGCCGACAGUUCACGCAGAUGGGCAACCUGGCCACGCACAAGCGCGUUCACGACGCCGACAAGCCGUACGCGUGCGACGAGUGCCGGGUGUCGUAUUGCCAACAAUACCAGUUGGUCAGGCAUCAGAAGAAACACCGCGUAUCCGUCGUCUCUGGUGGUCCUUUGCCACCGGUACCAGCUCUUCCUCCACCUCAGCGCCAAUGAAAGGAUCGCGGUUAAUUGAAUUGGUCAUCAUAAUAAUCAAUCACUAACCAGUAUUAAUAUAAUUAUCAACAGAUCACGGCGUGCGUCACACUCCCGAAGGUCCGGAGAAAAAUUAAGACGCGCAACUAUUAUGAUAUAAUAUUAUUAAAAUAAUAAUAUGUAUAAAUUGUAUUCGAUUAUAGAUUCUAAGAUCAUAUUAUAUUAUUUUUAUGUAAUUCUGCGAACAGGUGUCAUGAAUGCUGAACAGUUAUUUGAGUAUUAUUUAUAUUAUGUUACACUUAAUUGGGUACUUGUCGUUCUACGCCACGAACAAGUAAACAAAGUUAAAUUUACAUUUA
Molecule: messenger RNA, 1031 nt
Organism: Melanaphis sacchari
Lineage: Eukaryota; Metazoa; Arthropoda; Insecta; Hemiptera; Aphididae
Product: zinc finger protein 501-like
Exons: 2
Coding region: 85-693 (202 amino acids)
Biological process (GO): regulation of transcription by RNA polymerase II; central nervous system development
Cellular component (GO): nucleus
Molecular function (GO): DNA-binding transcription factor activity, RNA polymerase II-specific; RNA polymerase II cis-regulatory region sequence-specific DNA binding
Source: RefSeq, a predicted model, not a curated record